Messenger RNA from Astyanax mexicanus (Mexican tetra), 4735 nucleotides. RefSeq names its product BCL2 associated athanogene 6 (gene bag6). NCBI's taxonomy places the organism in Eukaryota, Metazoa, Chordata, Actinopteri, Characiformes, Acestrorhamphidae. Gene Ontology annotation, cellular component: BAT3 complex. The coding region runs from base 192 to 3905 and encodes 1237 amino acids. Gene Ontology annotation, molecular function: misfolded protein binding; polyubiquitin modification-dependent protein binding. The transcript is spliced from 25 exons. The record is from RefSeq and is a predicted model, not a curated record.
UAGCGACGUCAGGAGCUGCUGAGUGAGCCGCUGUAUGGCGCUAGCUGUGUUAGCUGGGUAGCUAGCGGUCUGGUAAUAAUAUCGCGGUGGAGUCAAAUGUUAUUAAAACUACAGAUAAUAAUUUAAUUCGUCUGAGAGCGGAGACAACCAAACACAGCCUUACGGUCUCAGUAACCUAAUAUACUGCUGUCAUGGAGGAGCAAGGAAAUAGUGAUAUUGAAGUAACUGUCAAAACUCUGGACUCUCAGAGCAGAAGUUACACUGUCAGAGCACAGAUGACAGUGAAAGAGUUUAAAGAGCAUAUAUCCACAUCUGUUGGUAUACCCGUCGACAAACAGAGGCUUAUCUACCAGGGAAGAGUGCUUCAGGAUGAGAAAACUUUAACAGAAUACAAUGUGAAUGGCAAAGUCAUCCAUUUGGUGGAGCGAGCCCCCCCUCAGACAAACCAGCCAGGAUCAGCUUCAGGUGGAGUACCUGGGACUUCAGGUAGUCCACAGGCAGGAAACGGCAGCUCCUCCACAACCUCUCAGGGGAUGCCACAUGGACCCACUCAUGACCGCAAUGCCAACAGCUAUGUAAUGCUUGGUACCCUUAAUCUCCCUGUCAACAUUAUGGACCCACAACAAAUCCAGAUGUCUAUCCAGCAAAUGAUGUCAGGUCUCGGAGAAGGUGUUAGAAAUACACGAGUCAGCACAAGUACUGGGCCCAGCGGCUCUGUGAAUGUGCAUGUUGAUAUGGACCAAUCCCUGCAAAGUGAGCCAAGGCUUCGGCUACUCCUGGCUGAGAACUUGCUGAGGGACACCAUUGCCCUGAUUCAAAGACUUGAGGUAGGUCAGCCUGCAGAUGGCUCUGCGCCUCCUGAGGAUUCUGCACCUCCUCCAACUUCAUCCACCUCCACACCUUCUCCCUCUGUCCAGCCAAUGGACACUUCCCCACCUCCAUCCAGCUCCCCUCCAUCAUCUGCAGCUGCUACUGAUACUGAGGGUGCACCUCCUCCUACUUCUUCAGGUCCCAGUCACCCUAGCCCUGCAGAGCUAGUAGAAAUGUUAGCAGAGCUGAGAAGAGUAGAAGAGAGACUCCAGCCCUUCAUCCAAAGAGCCCACACUAUUCUUGAAGCAGCAACAACUGCUGACUACAACAAUAACACACAGGAGAGGGAGGAGGACCAGCGUGUUUUAAACCUGGUCGGAGAGGCUCUUCGGCUCCUAGGAAACGCUCUGGUUGCUCUGAGCGACUUGCGCUGUAAUCUGUCAAGUGCUCCUCCCCGUCACUUGCAUGUGAUCCGGCCCAUGUCUCACUACACUUCCUCUGUCCUGACACCAGGUGGAGUGCAUCACAUGCCCAUGCAGGUUAAUCUUGGAACCACAGUGACCAUGUCAGGCAAUGGCAGACCACCAGCAGAAAGUCAGCCUCAACCGACUGGCCAGUCAGAGCAGCAAGGACAAACCCCCAACCCACAGCCAGGUAUGGCCAAUCAGCAAACGGGGCAGCCAGGGCCCAGAGUGAUACGAAUAAGCCAUCAAACCAUGGAGCCAGUGGUCAUGAUGCAGAUUAACGUUGAUGAUGCUGGGAAUGCUGCUCAAAACACGACUGCUGGACAACCGAAUGCAGCUGGUACUGGACAACCUGGUGUAGCUCCUAAUAUUCAAAUACCGGGUCUACCUCCAGAGUUCAUGCAAGCCAUUGUAAACCAAGUAACCCAGCAAGCCAUGGCCAUGGCAAGUGCUGCCUCUGCUGGACAGCAGGGGCAACAGAUCCCUACUCCUGGUACAGGCCCUGCUGCCCCAGGCACUGCUGGUACAGGCCCUGCUGCCCCAGGUCCUGCUGGUACAGGGCCUGCUGCCCCUCCCAUGCCCCCAAACCCUGCUCAGGCUCGGGUAGUUUUCACACUUCCUCCUUUCGCUCACCGGAUGGCAACCCCUUCUUUCACCACCAGAGGCACCACCAUCAAUCUGAGAGCUGCUGUUCCACCAACAAUGGGCCAACAGCCAGGCCAGGCACCACCCCUGAAUCCAGCUGCUCUCAACCAAAUGAUUAGUGUUCUGGUGGGGCAACUCCUGACAGGAGCUUCUGGUCAGAAUAUGGCCAGUCAAAGCACUACCUCCUCUUCCUCCCACACGUUCACAUUCUCUACCUCUUCAUCCUCUUCAUCAUCAUCCUCCACCACUUCCUCCUCCUCCACCUCAUCCUCAUCAACCUUCCCACCAACAUCUGCUGCUGCUGCUGCUACUGCCACCAGUGCCUCAGGACCCACACACUCCACAGGCCCCACUGCAAGCUCUACUUCGCAGCCGAAUGCUGCCCCUAUGCCUCCUCAAGGGGCUCCUUUCGGGGGCGACCUGGACCAGAUUCUGGGCUCUCUCCUGGGAGGAGGGUUGGCUGCUGCUGGUCAGGCCCCUGGAGCUAGUCCUUCUGUUACUGUGACCAUGCCAGGAAUACCUGCCUUUAUUCAGGGUGUCACCGACUUCAUACAGGCUUCUCAACAAGCCAACUUUCAGCCACCCACAGAGCAACCCGCAGCUCCUACCCCUCCUCCGACUAAUAACCCACAAUCAAACCCUGAGGCGGGUGCAGCUGAAGAAGUCAUGAACACUGAGCUCUUUACUGGGAUAGUACAGGGCGUCCUCUCCACCAUGAUGGGCUCUCUGGGUGCCCCUCAGAACAAUACAGAGAGCAUUGCACAGUUCAUCCAAAGACUCUCCCAGACCAGCAACAUUUUCACCCCCAGCACAGGAGAAGCCAUGGGUUUCUUUGGGGAUCUGUUAACUCUGGUGUGUCAGAACUUCUCUAUGGUGGACAUGGUCCUGCUCCUCCACGGACAGGCACAGCCCCUGAGCCGCAUUCAGCCCCAAUUGGCCCAGUUCUUCUCUGAGCACUAUCUGCAGGGCCGAGAACCCACAGACCCUAACAUAUCUGCAGCUUCUGAUGAACUGAUAAGAGAACUUGACGAAUACAUAACAGAGAGUUUUUCAACAGUUACAGUCCGGGAAGGGGUUGACAUCACUCAGACAAAUCGUUUGUUUCUAAGACAGCAACUUACAGGCAUAGCUACACACAUUCUGCGCUGCACAGAUCACACAUUUGGACCACGCUUGCUGCAGCUGUGUAACCGAGCUCUGUUUGAGUGUUUGGCUCUCAAUCUGUACUGCCUGAGAGGAGAGCAGAAUGCCCUCACUGCAGUAAUCAACAACCGCAUAAGAACUAUGUCAGCAGAGGUGAACCCAAGUGUGGUGAGCUGGUUGACUAGUAUGAUGACUAUGAGACUGCAGGUCAUUCUGGAGCACAUUCCAGUUACAGAGGAACAAAUUCUCCAUUACCUUGUUCAUGCUCGGAAUGAAGAGGCGAGAGAGGUCCCCCCACCAGAACCAGUAGAGCUUGAGUCUGUGGAGAUGGAGGACACACGCUCUCCCACUCCAGCUACCACUGCAGAAGAGGCCAUGGCUACCUCCCAGGAGGCAGGAGCAGUUGGAGGACUGGCUGAAGAAACAGUCGGGGCUACUGGUGGGGAGGAGCCUGUGGGAGAAGCCGAAGCCUGGGCCGCUGCUUUACCUCCUGAUUGGGUUCCCAUUAUCAGACAGGAUAUGCUUACCCAGAGGAAGAUAAAGGCUCAGCCUCCUCUAUCUGAUGCAUAUUUGCAAGGGAUGCCUGCCAAGAGGAGAAAGACAGCACAAGGUGAUGGCCCCAGGCUCACUCUCUCAGAGGCAGUGAGCCAAGCUGCGAGGUCAGCUGGUGUCACCCCUGUCACAUCUUCCAGUGCCUUACAAGGUGAUCUCGAACGACCUGAACUUCAGGAAGCAUAUUCACAACAGGUAAAAAAUGACAUCAAGAAACGUGUGAAAGAAGACCCUGACUUUAAUCCUAGAAGGUUCCCCAACACACACAAAGCCUUUUCACCAGACUCAUAACCUGCAAUACAUUUUUGCACCUUAGCUCUUAUUUUUGUUUUGUGUGUGCACACUUUUUUUCCUUUUAAUUCUCCAAAUAAAAAAAACAAAUCUACAGUUUCAGCUAUCAGAGGUUUUUAUGCUGUCUUGAGGGUGGCCUCAUCUGUAAUUAAAAUGUAUUUAUAUUGUAGAAUGGCCAAGUGCAGCCUUAUAACUGUCUUGUCGUCCUUUGAUGUUAAAAGGGAUGCAAUUACUAAACUCAAACAGGGCUUAAAUCAAACAGUGGCAAUGAGCAAAGUGUAUAAUGUCAAAAAUAUAACACUGACACUUGAAUUACUUCCAGAUGAAAAAAAAUCUGUGACUUUUAUAGCAAGAGUUGUCAUUAAGGGCAAGAGAAAUCACAGCAAAAAAUUAACAUGGCGUAUUGCUUUUUUAAUGAUAGUCUGUACAUCAUCUUGAAUAUUCCCUGUUUGCCAAGAUUGUGAUACACACGUACUAAUGCUUUACAGAUAUAUUUAAACAAUUUCACACCAUAUACAUUAUUGAAUUGACAUUUUACUAGCUUGCAUCUUUGUUUCAGCCGUUAUUUUAAAAUAAAGCCAGGGGGAAUCAGUUAAAUUAUUACAGAAGUUACGUUAUUGUUAAAAGUAUUAUUUUAUUACUCUUCAUCUUGCCUGCUGUGUCAUUAAGAGACUACUUCAGUGUGAAAUGCCAGAAAAUAAACAGCUUUGCAACUAAUAAGCAUAAGUCUUUUUUGUUGUUGUUGUUUGACAGUGUGUUUCUGUGUUUUCUUUUUUUUAUAUAAUUGUCAGCUUUAUAAAUAAAUCGGUACAAUUGUGCAAAUACACCUA